CUCGUCCUUAUCCUCGGUGUUCUUGCUGUUGUAAAGGCUGUAAAAUUUGAUCUGGUUGCAGUUACUCCUGACCGUGCCAAGGAAAACAAGAGAUGUCUUUCUCAGUAUGUUCCUAAAGACACAAUGAUUUUGGCUACAGUCCGUAUUGGCCAAGGUUACAACCAGCGUAUAGACCUUGAGAUUGCAGAUGACAGCGCUACUCCCACCGUCUAUGUGUCCAAGAAAGACGUCUCAAAUGAACUCCGCAAUGCCUUCAAUACUCAUUCAGAUGGUGUUGUCAGCAUUUGCUUUACUAAUUCUCUUUCUGAAGGCUUCCAUGAAUCUCCCGAAUAUCUUCGUACUGUUGAUCUUGACUUUAACGUCGGUGCCGAAGCUAUGGAUUUCGAGAAGAUCGCCAAGGCUGAGAAGCUUAACCCCCUUGAGUUAGAACUUCGUAAGCUUGAGACUGUAGUUAAGGAAAUUGUGGAUGAGAUGAACUAUCUGAAGAGACGUGAAGCCCGUAUGAGAGACACCAACGAAUCCACCAACAACCGUGUUAAAUGGUUCAGCAUAUUGUCCCUGUUCACCCUUAUUGGACUGGGAACAUGGCAAAUCCUUUACCUUCGUCGCUUCUUCAAGAGAAAGAGACUCAUCGAC
Molecule: messenger RNA, 636 nt
Organism: Phycomyces blakesleeanus NRRL 1555(-)
Lineage: Eukaryota; Fungi; Mucoromycota; Mucoromycetes; Mucorales; Phycomycetaceae
Exons: 4
Biological process (GO): endoplasmic reticulum to Golgi vesicle-mediated transport; Golgi organization; intracellular protein transport
Cellular component (GO): endoplasmic reticulum-Golgi intermediate compartment; COPII-coated ER to Golgi transport vesicle; endoplasmic reticulum
Source: RefSeq, a predicted model, not a curated record